AUUCUAGCAAUUCCUCAAGUUACUGGUGCACACCCAACCAUCUAAUCAUUACAGAGAGGGCAAGACUCGUCAGCCAUCGCCAUGAACUCGACCUUGAUCAUCCUGCCCGUGGCCAUCGCCUGGACUCUAGCCUACUUGGUCUAUGUCCAGGUUGACCUGUAUCGACGGCGACGCAGGAAUGGCUGCCAGCCGGCUCCCCACGCCAGUCCUUGGGACCCUCUCCUGGGGCUUCGACACGCCACCGCGCUCCACAGGGCCAUGCGCAGCCGUCGCAACCUGGAGCACUUCGACAACAUGUUCAAACGUUUCGGCAACACGUUUGAGGUCGGCCUCCUGGGCAACCUGAUGCACGUCACCUGCGAACCGGAGAACAUCCAGGCCAUACUGGCAACCAAAUUUAGCGACUGGGACAUGGGCCCACGGCGUCGCUGGGCGACCUUUGAAUUCGUUGGCGUAGGCAUCUUUAGCGCCGACGGGCAAGACUGGGUACACGCGCGGGCGGUGUCGCGGCCGCAGCUCACGCGGUCCUAUUUCAGCGACACGUCGCCUUGGGAAAAGCACCUGCAGGUCUGGUUCGAAGUCAUGCAGGACCAGGACCAGGUGCCUGCCGGCUCGGCUGUAGAGCUGCAGGAGUGGGUGCAGCGCUUCACGCUCGACGUGGGCACCGAGCUGCUGUCUGGGCGUCCGCUCGACGUGCUGCGUCCUCAUGGUGCGCACGUGGGCCGCCGCUUUUUGUGGGCGCUUGACAGGGCCAACACCAUGAUUUCGGAGCGCCUGCGCGCGGGCAAGUUGUCGUUCCUUGUGCACGAUACGAAGCUCCAGGAGGCGCGUCGAGUUCUUCAUGAGCAUGUCGACCCCAUCGUGCUCGAGGCCAUUGCGAGCCAUAAGGAAGGCGGGGACAUUGAGGCUGAUGGGAAGUACACGAUUCCUCGGGCGUUGGCGAGCGAAGGCAUGCCUGCUGAGCAGAUCCGUGAUCAUGUUCUAAACAUGCUUUUGGCAGCGGUAGGCUCAGAAGCUGCCCUCAUUAGCACCCUCUUCUUCUGCAUCGCCAAAUACCCUGUCGUGCAGGAACGGUUGCGGGUCGAGAUAUCCGAGACGCUCGGCGGACGCUUGCCCGCGUACGAAGACAUCAAGAACUUGAAGUACCUCAACUGGGUCAUCAAGGAGGUGCUCCGGCUGUACCCGCCCGUGCCGCAGAACCUGCGCGUGGCUAACAAGGACACGGUUCUUCCCGUGGGCGGCGGUCCGAACGGACGAUCACCUGUCUUUAUCCCCAAAGGCCGCGAGUGUUCUUUCUCGUCCUACUCGCUUCAUCGACGACACGAUCUAUGGGGCGACGAUGCCCUCGAGUUCAAGCCCGAGCGUUGGGAGAAGGAGAGGCCAACGUGGAAUUACAUUCCGUUUAGUGGCGGACCUCGGAUCUGUCUCGGCCAGCAGCUUGCGCUCGUCGGGGCGGGAUACGUCCUCGUUCGCUUCAUGCAGCAGUACUCGGUGUUCAAAGGGCCGGAUCCGCCCCAGGAGUGGACCGAGAAGCUCAAUAUCACCUGCUUCGUGAACCAAGGUGUGUGGGUGAAGCUGGGCUGAAUGACCCAAGUACUGGCAAAGGUGCAGGAAAAGGUGAAGGUAAAGGUUGGAGGAGGCUCGGGAGGUCAUCUCUGCAGUCUAUUAGUCAGUCAUUACAUGAGCUAGUCCUUACAAAAUCGAACCCGGUCCUUUACUUGUCACAAAUUUAAUCUCAUCUUUUUCGC
Hyaloscypha bicolor E is the source of this 1748-nucleotide messenger RNA. Its product is annotated as cytochrome P450. The record is from RefSeq and is a predicted model, not a curated record. Gene Ontology annotation, molecular function: heme binding; iron ion binding; oxidoreductase activity, acting on paired donors, with incorporation or reduction of molecular oxygen. Lineage: Eukaryota; Fungi; Ascomycota; Leotiomycetes; Helotiales; Hyaloscyphaceae. The transcript has 4 exons. Bases 82 to 1584 code for a protein of 500 amino acids.